AUGGCUGAGUCUCCCACAGCUGAGCAGUGGGAAUUGGUUCUUAACACCACAGUGCAGACAAGUACAAAAUCAAGUUUAGAUCUUCCAGGUGAGGCACAUCGAAAAAUUGUCUUACCCAACUGGACAGAGAUUCUCUCUCUGGUCGUUGCCCUGGUCGGGCUGGUGGGGAACAGCAUCGUCCUGUGGCUGCUGGCCUUCCGCACCCAGAGGAGCCCCUUCUCUGUCUACAUCCUCAACCUGGCCGCUGCCGACGCCCUCUUCCUUGGCAGCUUCUUUGGACUCCACAUGUGGAGAAUUCUGGGAGAUUUAAAGCCUCUCAUCCUGAAGCUGCUAUUGUUCUGCAUCCUAAGGCUGUCUUACUGUGUGGGUCUGAGCUUGCUGGCUGCAAUCAGCACGGAGCGCUGUCUCUCUGUGCUCUUCCCCAUCUGGUACAGAUGUCACCGGCCCAAGCACAUGUCUGCAGCUGUGUGCGCCAUCCUAUGGGCUCUGCUGGGCUUGUUCAGUGCAGCAUUUAUGGCUCUUCGUUUCUCCUCUAUGUUCUUCGUCCUGUUCGUGUGGUUCUCCCUCCUGACCUGUGUGCUGUGUGUGUCCAGCCUGACGCUGGUGCUGAGGGUCCAGUGCAGCUCCCAGCACAGGCAGCCUCCCAGGCUCUACCUCCUGGUGCUGCUCACAGUCCUCGUGUUCCUGCUCUGCGGGCUGCCCUUGGGGGUUAUUGAAGGAGUUUGGAUUUUUAGACGCUUCCCUUUAAUGUUUUCUGAGGUCCCCAGUCUCCUGGCCUGUGUGAGCAGCAGCGCAAACCCUUUCAUUUACUUCUUCCUGGGCAGCCAAUGGCAUAGAAGAGGGAGGGAGCCACUCAGGGUGGUCCUGCAGAGGGCCCUGGGGGAGGAGCAGGUGGGAGGGGAUGGGGGGAGGGACACUUCCCACCCCAACACUCUGCAUGAAUUAUCCUGA
This is a messenger RNA of Monodelphis domestica (gray short-tailed opossum), 951 nucleotides long. RefSeq names its product mas-related G protein-coupled receptor member X1-like. The record is from RefSeq and is a predicted model, not a curated record. Gene Ontology annotation, biological process: G protein-coupled receptor signaling pathway. Gene Ontology annotation, molecular function: G protein-coupled receptor activity. Lineage: Eukaryota; Metazoa; Chordata; Mammalia; Didelphimorphia; Didelphidae. Gene Ontology annotation, cellular component: plasma membrane.